GAGUGUUUCCAGGGCAACGCGGCGUCCGGCCCCGUGAGUAGCGGCCCAGCCUGAGCGGGGUUCGGGGUGCGCGGCACGGCCGGGCCGCCUCCCAUGCGCGGUGCGGGGCGCUCCCGCUGCCAACCGGGUGUCCGCGGGGAGGGCUGCGGGGCCCGGGCAGGCCCUUGCUCGCUCCCCGCCUGCCGGGGGCCGCCCUGCGGCGCGCUGCGGGCGGGAGGAGCGGAGCACAUGUCGCGGCCCGUCCCGCUUGGGCUCCGUGGGAGAUGUCAACCCCUCCCCUCGCCGGGGCCGGCAUGCCUCCAGGCGCCUUCUCAGGGACACAGGCUCAGGCAGCUCGGGAGGUAAAUACAGCUUCCCUCUGCCGAAUUGGCCAAGAGACCGUGCAGGACAUUGUCUUUCGGACCAUGGAAAUCUUUCAGUUAUUGAGGAACAUGCAGUUACCGAAUGGUGUUACGUAUCAUACUGGAACGUAUCAAGACAGACUGGGAAAGCUGCAGGAACAUCUCCGUCAGCUGUCGAUACUCUUCAGAAAACUGAGAUUAGUCUAUGACAAAUGCAAUGAAAACUGUGCUGGGCUUGAUCCUGUUCCCAUAGAACAACUUAUUCCAUAUGUUGAAGAAGAUGGCUCCAAGCAUGAUGAUCGUGGUGCUGCAAGUCAGCUUCGUUUUGCUACUGAAGAGAGAAGGGAAAUCAUGGAAGUAAAUAAGAAACUGAAACAGAAGAAUCAGCAGCUGAAACAGAUCAUGGAUCAGUUACGGAAUCUUAUUUGGGACAUAAAUGCCAUGUUGGCAAUGCGGAACUGAACACGGAGAAUCAAACUUUACAACUGGAAAAGAUACCAAUUUGUUUGGAUAUACUUAAUUUCUUCUGAAGAAGUAACACGUUUUUUCCACAACCAUUUUGCAGUAAUGUUUGAAAAGUCUUCAAGAUUAAAACAUUGCGGUUUUGUAAUAACUUAAAUGGUGUUGGCUUUGUUUUCAUAAAAGAUUCAUCCUCCAGGUGUUACCUGAGUGAUUCAGUGAGGCUGAAUAGAAUACAGCCUAAGUAAGGUUACAGUAAUAAUUUGGAUUGCUAUGCAAAUGAGGUUUUUUAUAAAUGUUUCUGAAUUUUUUUUUUAAUAUAUAUAAUACAAUUGGCACUGCUUUAGAAAUGUGUUUUCAUGCGCUUCUGCAGUGCAAACCACCUCUACAGGGAGGAAAAGUUGCAAUACAGAAAAGCUCUAGUAAGCUACAGGACCACAAUAGGCAAUCAGAUAUUACAAUGCAAUAUGUUUCCCCAUUGUGGGAGCAUAUACAGGCUGCUAUGCCACAUAAGCUCAUCGUAUUCCAUAUCCUAUCACUGGAUAUAUAGUAGAUAAAUUGGAGCAAAAAUCAAAAGCUGCUUAAAAUUACCCCUAUAUUAUGGAUAUAAUUAAGUCUUUUUUAAGUCAAGACUACAUACAUAUAGCCUCAACGUUAAACUUCUUCUGUAACUAUGCGUUACAACUUCUUGAGUACUGCUCCAGCUUUUGUAUGGUGUAGUAUUCCUAUAGUGUUAUAUAUGGUUGGAAUACUUUGGUUUUGUUUACCAGAAUGCACUGAAUAAACGUCUCAUUAAUCUUUUCUCUGUGACUGCCAGUCCUAGAAAACUUCAGAGUAUAUGACCAGUACAUAAUUUUGAGUUAAUCAUCAACCUUCAUCUCUCUUUGUUCUGCCUCUGGUAUUCCUCACAGUUUUCGUUAGCCCUAAAAUAGGUCCUAAUAAUUUUUUGUUUGGCCACAGAUGCUGCUAGUGGCCUAUGUGUCUCUUUUAUCAGAUAAAAGAAUAUGUAAAAUAAUGCUGUUUCAGUACAAAUCUGUAGGGCACUCUACUGUUAAUAUUUGUCCAGUUGAAAACUGGACGUCCUUAUGAUUUGCUUCUUGUGUAUUACUUUUAACUCUCAUUCCAUGCUCCAUUAGAUUCCUUAACAGUUUUGUGUGAAAGAUCUGCUCAGAACCUUCUGGAGAGUCCAGUUAAAUAGUAUCCUUUUAAAAGAUACGGGGUUUCGAUACUGAAUGCUAAUUGAUUUGAGGUAUAUAGGGUUUUAAAUUUUAUACUACUUUUGUAGUUCUAUCAGUCUUUUUUAUUUUGUUUUUUAAUAAUUUCAACCCAUUUGUCUACUCCUUGAGGUAAAAUUUUACCUUGAGGUGAAAUAAAGACAUGUAGUAGGUCUGAUCACACCUGCUUAACAAUAUAUGACUUUUCCGUAAAA
Messenger RNA from Strigops habroptila (Kakapo), 2229 nucleotides. RefSeq names its product mediator complex subunit 30 (gene MED30). Bases 264 to 803 code for a protein of 179 amino acids. The transcript has 5 exons. Gene Ontology annotation, biological process: positive regulation of DNA-templated transcription. The record is from RefSeq and is a predicted model, not a curated record. Gene Ontology annotation, cellular component: mediator complex. Gene Ontology annotation, molecular function: transcription coregulator activity. Lineage: Eukaryota; Metazoa; Chordata; Aves; Psittaciformes; Psittacidae.